Molecule: messenger RNA, 1791 nt
Organism: Lycium barbarum (goji berry)
Lineage: Eukaryota; Viridiplantae; Streptophyta; Magnoliopsida; Solanales; Solanaceae
Product: cytochrome P450 CYP72A219-like
Exons: 5
Coding region: 91-1632 (513 amino acids)
Molecular function (GO): oxidoreductase activity, acting on paired donors, with incorporation or reduction of molecular oxygen; iron ion binding; monooxygenase activity
Source: RefSeq, a predicted model, not a curated record
CACUAUUUUUUCCCCUUCCAAAGAUGCAUAUAAAUACAAGAUUUUCCAACCCCAUUUCUCCACUCUCUAUGAGCAUUAAAAGAAAAAAAAAUGCAACACAUUUCACUUGCAAUUUCAUCUGCUAUAAUAUUAAUUAUUCUUUUGAGAUGGGGUUGGAAACUCUUGAAUUGGCUCUGGUUGCAGCCAAGUAAUUUGGAGAAAAGCCUCAGAGAAUUGGGUUUCAGGGGAAAUUCUUACAGGCUGUUGUUUGGAGACAUGAAAGAAAUUUUGAAGAUGGAUGAAGAAUCUAAGUCCAAGCCUAUUAAAUUCUCACAUGAUAUUGUGCCUAGAAUCAUGCCUUUCAUCCACAAAACCAUCAUUGAUUAUGGCAAAAAUUGUUUUAUAUGGUUGGGGCCAAAUCCAGCAAUGCUCAUCACGGACCCGGACCUUAUUAGGGAGAUCUUGUCAAAGAGUAAUAUUUUCCAGAAGCCUCUGCCUACUGCACUCACAAAGUUGCUAGCGGAAGGAAUCUUGAGCUAUGAAGCUGAUAAAUGGGCUAAACAUAGAAGAAUCAUCAAUCCUGCUUUUCACCUUGACAAGUUGAUGCAUAUGGUACCUUCCUUCCAUUCGACUACUUGUGAGAUGUUGAGCAAAUGGGAGAAAAUUGUCUCGACAGAAGGAUCCGAGGUAGAUGUCUGGCCUUAUCUUCAAACUUUGACAAGUGAUGCCAUCUCAAGAACUGCCUUUGGCAGUAGCUAUGAAGAAGGCAGAAAGAUAUUUGAACUACAACAAGAACUAGCCAAAAUAAUUUUAAAAGGGACAGAGUCAAGUUAUAUUAGUUUUCUGCCGACGAAAGAGAAGAGAAGGAUGAACCAUAUACAUCAUGAAGUAAAAUUGCUCAUAUUGAGAAUUAUCAAUAAAAGAAUGAAUGAAAUUGAAACAGGGGAAGCAUCAAAUAGUGAUGACUUAUUGGGCAUAUUAUUGGAAUCCAACUUGAAAGAAAUCCAGGAAAAUGGAAAUAAGAAAUUUGGAAUGAGCAUCGAUGAGGUAAUUGAAGAGUGUAAGUUGUUUUAUUUUGCUGGACAAGAGACUACUUCAGCUUUGCUAACAUGGUCGAUGAUUGUAUUGAGCAAACACUCCAAUUGGCAAGCUCGUGCUAGAGAAGAGGUUUGGCAAAUCUUUGGUAACAACAUGCCUGAUUAUGACAAGUUGAAUCAACUCAAAGUUGUAACCACGAUUAUUCAAGAAGUCUUGAGAUUGUAUCCACCACUCUUUUUGAUGGGUAGAGAGGUAAAUAAAGAAACCAAAUUAGGAAACUUAACACUACCAAGUGGUCUGCAACUCCUAUUGCCAACAAUAUUGUUGCAUCAUGACCAAGAAAUAUGGGGUGAAGAUGUUAAGGAGUUCAAUCCUGAGAGGUUUAGUGAAGGAGUCAAAAAAGCAACAAAAGGGAAAUUUGCAUAUUUUCCAUUUAGUUGGGGACCAAGAAAUUGCAUUGGACAAAACUUUGCUAUGUUAGAGGCUAAAAUGGCACUUGCUAUGAUCCUACAACACUAUGCUUUUGAGGUUUCUCCAUCUUAUGCUCAUGUUCCUUAUUCAGUGCUAACUCUUCAACCUCAAUAUGGCGCUCAGCUAAUUCUACAAAAGCUUUAGAAUAGAUGAAGUAGAGAUUCUUGUACUACGUUUAGAUUACUACUGUUAAUAGAGACCACUUGUUUGUUUAAUUUUCACAUUGUAUUGGGUUGUUAUUUUUAUUUGUAAAGUAGAUGGUUCCUGCUAUUAUUCAUGAAGAGUGUAUUAGUUGAUUAUUAA